AUGCGUAGAAGGCCAAAUAAGGAUUCGGUUCAUGGACAUCCCGGUCACGGAAAUAGAGGUCAGAGACAUGGCAGCCAGGGACAUAGUGGUCAUGGAUACGGUGGUCAGGAACAUGGUAGCCAUGGACAUGAAGGUCACGGUCUUGGCGGCCAGGGACAUUCUCGUCACGGACACGAUGAUCAUGGUCACGUCGGUCACGGACAUUAUGGCAAGAAAACUCAGCAUGGGAAUGAAGCUCCCGAGGGUUUAGCUGAAGAAGCAAAAUCACAACGGACACCAGAAGAACUUGCCCGUCGUACCAUAGUGAAAAAAGUCAUGGACAAGUGCACACAGUGGUGGGAACGAGCUGUGGAGAUGUUACCUGAGAGGUGA
This is a messenger RNA of Cinara cedri, 372 nucleotides long. NCBI's taxonomy places the organism in Eukaryota, Metazoa, Arthropoda, Insecta, Hemiptera, Aphididae. The record is from the annotation of a GenBank genome assembly.